CAAUAAAAAUGAAAAACCCUAAUUAGCAUCCAUCGGUCAUCUACCCGAUCCUUCUUCCGCUUCAUUUCCAUACCCCCGCUGCAACUCUUAUAAUCUUCAUCGACACUAAAUCCAUGGCGCACGCAACGGCCCAGCCCUAUCACGAUUACCCCUACGAUAUGAGACCCUUGCCCUACCCUGCGCCGCCGCCUGCAAGUCACUCGCCAGCCGGCCACUUCCAUCCAUCGAAUCCUGCCGUUGGUUUGCACUCUCCCUACUACGUUCAACAUUACACGCACCCUCCUCCUCCGGUUCCGAUUGUCAAUGUUAACCCCCAGCAACAGAAGAUCAACACACUCUUCGUUUCGGGGCUCCCUGAUGACGUCAAGGCCCGUGAGAUCCAUAAUCUUUUCAGCCGUCAUCAUGGAUUCGAGUAUUGCCAGCUUGAGUACACUGGCCGUGGCAAUCAGGCGGUUGCGUUUGCUACAUUUAUCAAUCAUCACUCAGCUGUGGCUGCAAUGGGAGCAUUAGACAGAACCAUUUUUGAUCCUGAGACUAGAGCCACCCUACACAUUGAGCUGGCGAGAUCAAAUUCAAAGAAACGCUCAAGAGGGGCUUCUGCUUAUUCGGUCAUUGACAAGCGAGCAAAAGUGCAAGAAGACGAUCAGAAUGACUGGACAGAUGAUGGAGAUGUUGGAUCUGAUGCAUCAUCGGACACAGAAAAUGAUAAUUCACACAAGAAGGGCGCCUUAGCUGCCACACAGAGUGGCGAGGCAGAGGGUAAGUUGACGAAUGGUAGAGCUGCUCUAGAUUCAGAGAAGACGACACGGAAUAUUCCACCUUGUUCUACUUUGUUUAUUGCAAAUCUUGGGCCAAAUUGUUCUGAAACAGAGCUAAAUAAAGCUUUAUCGAAGUUUUCUGGUUUCCAAACACUUAAAAUGAGAGCGAAAUGGGGAAUGCCUGUUGCUUUUGCCGACUUCGAGAACGUUGAAUCCUCUACUGCUGCGAUGGAAAGCUUGGAAGGCACUUUAAUAGACUCGUCUGAUCGUGGUGGAAUGCAUAUCGAAUAUGCAAGGUCCAAAAUGAGGAGAAACUGAUGGAGCUAGGGCUUCUUCGUAAGUCAAAUUGUCCUCUGUGUGAUAUAUAAUCAGUGCAUCGUACACUUUCUGCAUAUGGAAUGUUCUUAAUUAGGGGAAUGCCUAAUCAUUCUGCCAUUGGAAGUGCUAAAUUUUCAUUCUAGCUUAGUAAUUUUUAAAGCAAAAAGUUGUAAUUGCAUCACAGGAAAUUGGACCUUUUUGUUUCAAGUGCUGUAAUAUGCUAAAGUUUCUCUCUUAGGGUCUCACAUAUCUUUGGAAAAUGCUACUGACUAAGGCUUUGUUUGGGACGGCUUUCUUAUUGCUUCUUGAAGCGGUUUUUUAGUAUAAAAUUUUUAAUUUUUAUUCUAGAAAGCAGCUUUAUGAAGCAGGAAGAAAGCCGUCCCAAACGAAGCCUAAAUUUUCUAUCUGCUUUGUUUUCAGAACCUA
Dendrobium catenatum is the source of this 1502-nucleotide messenger RNA. RefSeq names its product U2 small nuclear ribonucleoprotein B''. The record is from RefSeq and is a predicted model, not a curated record. The coding region runs from base 114 to 1076 and encodes 320 amino acids. The transcript is spliced from 10 exons. Gene Ontology annotation, molecular function: mRNA binding. Lineage: Eukaryota; Viridiplantae; Streptophyta; Magnoliopsida; Asparagales; Orchidaceae.